This is a messenger RNA of Tripterygium wilfordii, 3948 nucleotides long. RefSeq lists its product as uncharacterized. The coding region runs from base 368 to 3646 and encodes 1092 amino acids. Gene Ontology annotation, cellular component: plasma membrane; cytoplasm. The transcript is spliced from 24 exons. Gene Ontology annotation, biological process: regulation of exocytosis. The record is from RefSeq and is a predicted model, not a curated record. Gene Ontology annotation, molecular function: GTPase activator activity; myosin II binding; syntaxin binding. NCBI's taxonomy places the organism in Eukaryota, Viridiplantae, Streptophyta, Magnoliopsida, Celastrales, Celastraceae.
ACCGAAUUGCACCCCAGCAACAAUGGUCGAGAAAGCUAUUUCAUUGACUAUAAAAGCAUCGAAACAGUAAAGCAGGUGAGCAUUGCAGGCUCCGGAUGCAACGAAGAAAAAAGAAAUACUCGGAUCAGUAUCAUCAAAGAAAACCUCGGAGUUCGAUUUCACUUUCCUGAUUUUGCCAUGUUUGCCAAGCGACUCAUAGAGAAGGCCGUCAAUCAUCGUCAUAGUCAUCAGUGGACUUACGAGUGCCACUAAUCAACUGCAAUCAACAUCUGCAACAUGCAAGAAGGCUCCAGAGUCCAGACAGCUUGCGAACAAGGAAUAGAAUUAGAUCCACUGAAACAGUUGAUGAGAGUAUCAGACACUUCCGAUGUUAAUAUGCUGCCAACUCCAUAAAGUGCGACAUGGAAAUUUGAAAUUGGGAGACUUGGAUUUCCGAGUUGCAAUUCACAAUGGUAUUCCGUCUACUGCAUCAAUACUUGCUUUUGACCCUAUACAACGAUUGUUGGCCAUUGGCACAUUGGAUGGCAGAAUCAAAGUAAUUGGGGGUGAUGGUAUUGAAGGACUUCUCAUAUCUCCGAAGCAAUUGGCAUUCAAAAACUUAGAGUUUCUGCAAAACCAGGGCUUUUUAGUCAGCAUUUCAAAUGACAAUGACCUUCAGGUUUGGAAUCUGGAGAGCAGAUGCCUAGCAUGUUCUUUACAAUGGGAAUCCAAUAUAACUGCUUUCUCUGUCAUUAGUGGCUCUCACUACAUGUAUAUUGGUGAUGAAUACGGUUUUCUGUCCGUCUUAAAGUAUGAUGCAGAAGAGGGAAAAGUAUUGCAAUUGCCAUUUCACAUGUCUCCAAAUGCUUUAAGCAAAGCCGCUGAGUUUACAUUACCUGAUGCCAUGCCCAUUGUUGGACUUCUUCUCCAACCUUGCUCUUCUGGGAAUAGAGUGCUAAUUGCAUAUGAAAAUGGGUUGAUAAUUCUUUUGGAUGUUUCUGAAGCUCAUGUUCUAUUUGUUGGAGGUGGUAAGGAUCUUGAAUUGAAGGAUGGACUGCAUGCUAGUCUUCCUGAAAAUAUGUCUGAUCAACAUAUACAAGAGAAAGAAAUUAGCGCUCUUUGCUGGGCAUCCUCCAAUGGGUCCAUUCUUGCGGUGGGAUAUGUAGAUGGAGAUAUUUUGCUUUGGAACACUUCAAGUGCUGUCUCUACCAGUAGUCAGCAAACUGAAUUUUCCAGCAGAAAUAUCGUUAAGAUACAAUUAUCAUCUGCUGAAAGGAGACUCCCAGUGAUUGUCCUACACUGGUCCUUAAAAGAUAAAUCACAUAGUGGUUGUGAUGGUGAGCUGUUUAUCUAUGGUGGUGACGAAAUAGGGUCUGAAGAAGUUUUAACUAUAUUGACUCUUGAGUGGUCAUCUGGAAUGGAAAGUGUGAGAUGCUCUGGCAGGGUGGACAUUGCACUCACCGGUUUUUUUGCUGACAUGAUUUUAUUACCAAGGGCUGGGGCAACAGGGGGCAGUAAAAAAGUUGAUCUUUUUGUACUGACAAACCCUGGAGAACUGCAGCUGUAUGAUGAUGAUAGCCUGUCUGCCUCAUUGUCUCGACAAGAGAGAAAGGCAUCUGUCUCUGCUAUGAGAUUUCCUGUAGUAGUACCUACAGUUGAUCCGACCUUGACCUUUGCUAAGCUCAUAGCAUUGCCUAUCAGUGGGAACUCAUCAAAAAUUCUGUCAGAGAUCGCCUCAGCCACGAAAGUUGGCUCCACAAAAACUCCAGCUGGUUGUGCAAAGUGGCCUUUGACUGGGGGUGUACCCAGUCAAUUGUCUUUUACAAAAGAGAGUGGUGUUGAGAGGCUGUUUAUAGCAGGUUACAAAGAUGGCUCUGUACGAAUAUGGGAUGCCACGUAUCCUGUCUUAUCGCUUAUUUGCAUUUUUGAUGGCGAGGCAAUAACAGUUGCUGAUUCAAGUGCUCCAGUGUCAAAUUUGGACCUCUGUUUCCCCACUUUAAGUUUGGCUGUGGGCGAUGAAUGUGGUGUGGUUCGUGUCUAUAACUUGAGUAGCAAUUCAGAUCAGACAAACAUGUUCCUUGUAACGGAAACUAAACGUGAAGCAGUUAAGAGUUUAACUCAAGGGAAAGGACCUCAUUGUACAGCUGUUUUCUCUCUCGUUAAUUCCCCUGUUCGAGUGCUACAGUUUGCGAAUUCAGGAGCAAAAGUUGCUGCUGGUUUUGAGUCUGGCCAUGUUGCCGUGCUUCACACACCUUCAUCAUCAGUUUUGUUCUGUACAGAUUGUGUAGCUGGAUCUCCAGUUGUAUCAAUGACUUGGAAAGAUUAUACAAGUACCGAUAGCAUUGCUAAAAGUCCCAAAAGUUCAGAAACAAAAACGGUGGUCAACCCUACGGAUGAAAUAAUAUUCAUGCUAACAAAGGAUGCAAAGGUUAACAUCAUUGAUAGCACUAAUGGCAGCAUGAUCAACCCUGAUGCAUGGCACUUAAAGAAGGAAUCAAUUGCAAUUUCCAUGUAUGUUAUAGGGGAUGUUGCUGGAUUCCCCAAUGAAUAUCCUCAAGGGGAGUCUAGCAUGGAUAUGACUGCGAAGGAAGAGUCUAUGCCUGACAUGCCUUCGACUGGGAGCAAUUCACAUGAGAAUGAACAUGGCUUUUCUUUUGAUACUGCACAUGCAGGGGAAAGAUUAUUGGAGUCACUUGUUUUGCUCUGUUGUGAGGAUUCACUACGAUUAUACUCAACCAAGGAUCUGAUUCAGGGAAACAAUAAGCCGAUUCACAAAACGAAGCACAAGAAACCUUGUUGUUGGGCUUCAAUUAUUAAGAAAGCUGAAAAGGUUUGUGGACUGGUAUUGCUGUUUCAGACUGGAGUUGUCGAAAUCAGGUCAAUUCCAGAUUUAGAACUGGUGCAAGAAAGCUCCUUAAUGUCCAUUCUAAGGUGGAGUUUUAAGGCAAGCAUGGACAAGAUGAUGAGUUCUGAUAACAAUGGACAGAUUACACUGGUAAAUGGACAUGAACUGGUAUUUCUCUCUCUGUUAUCUGGUGAAACUGCUUUCAGGAAUCCGGAGUCAUUUCCUUGUCUUCAUGAUAAGGUUCUUGCAGCUGCAGCAGAUGCUGCCUUUAGUUUCUCUUCUUCAAAUCAGAAAAAGAAGCAGGGCACCGGACCUGGGAUAAUGGGGGGAAUUAUCAGAGGUAUUAAAGGUGGAAAAAAUUCCUAUGGAUCGGAUGAUAUUGCUACUGCCAAAUCCAAUUUUACACAUUUGGAGGACAUCUUUUUGAAUUCACCAUUCUCAGAGUCAUCUCCAGCUGCUAUAAAUGAUCAGGAUCCUGUGGAGCUUAAUAUAGACGAUAUUGAAAUAGAUGAACCUUCAACAUCAGCCCCUUUUCAACGCAAAAAGGAAACCGAAAGGCAAAAGUUAUUAGGUGCAAGUGAUGAUGUAGAACCUAGAAUGAGGACACCUGAAGAAAUUAUUGCUCAGUAUAGAAAAACUGGGGAUGCCUCAUCAGCGGCUGCAAAUGCAAGAAACAAGCUUGUUGAGAGGCAAGAAAAAUUGGAGAGAAUCAGCAGGCAGACUGAAGAGCUGCGAAGUGGAGCUGAAGACUUUGCAUCAAUGGCAAAUGAGCUAGUCAAGGUAAUGGAAGCUCGAAAUGCUAAGAAAUGGUGGCACAUUUGAACAGUAAGUAUUGAAGUGCUAGUUGUAUUCAUAGCCUUUGGAACUCAUCUCUGAGCAAGGGGGUAUUUCCCCUUUUUCAUGGAAAUUGUCGGUGUCCAGUUCAAAGUUUACAAAGCUGUCCUAUAAGUUAUCAGAAAUUUGUUGUUCAAUGGCCGUGAGCAGACUUUCAUUUUUUAUUUGAGGUAUUUUAUGUUGCCAUAGCUCAAGAUAUUGGUGUUUGUUUGUAAAAGUUGCGGGUUUUUUUAUGCAUGUAUAUUGUACAGGACUUUCUGAGAUAUAAUUCUUUUAACAAGGUUUGAAGA